AUGGGUGCCGUCGUCUCUUGCAUCCAGAGCAUGUUCCGCACCAUCGGUUCGGUGCUAAUGGCCAUCGUCAACGGCAUCGGCUCGAUCCUGACGGCCAUCAUCAACGGCAUCGUCGCCUUCUUCGACAUCCUCAUCACCUUCCUGACCUGCGGCUACUGCGGCAAGAAGCGCCGCGCCGGCCGCUCCCACGGCGCCACCACGAGUCGGGUCUAG
Messenger RNA from Anthostomella pinea, 213 nucleotides. NCBI's taxonomy places the organism in Eukaryota, Fungi, Ascomycota, Sordariomycetes, Xylariales, Xylariaceae. The record is from the annotation of a GenBank genome assembly.